CGGCCGGCGCUGCGGACGCCUCUCAAAGGACCUCUUCUAUGGAGAACCUUGGCAACCCUUGCCACUCCGGAGUUCUUUGACCUUGGGCAAGAGACCGCAACCUUGAUCUCCCCGGCGAAAUGGAGAUCCUAAUAUUAGCUUGGCUGCCUUCCUCUACCUGGCUCCCCUUUUCUAACUUCUCAACCAUAGUUUAAAAUGAAGCUGUUUGACCUUGCUCAGACUUGUACCUGGAAGAUGGAAAGUAUCUGGCACCAAUUCGGGCUGAGUCAUUUGUGAUCCAUGGCUCUUGUGAUAUGCCGAAGAUUUCCAGGCAUUUUCUGUGGAACAUCUCCCCAUCCGGCUCUAAUCAAGCACCAUAUAACAAGAAAUUGCCUGGUCAAACCUGUGAGGACUGUGCUCUGACUGCCAAAAAGAUCAGUACUGACAUCAGAAUGGCAGCUACUCUCAAGUUGUUAAAAUCUUUAAAAUAUCAAGCAUUUUGCAAUCCUUUUGCCUACAGUGCCACCCAAAGUGUGGCAUAUUGGAAUAUGGGAAGCAGUAUAUGGCACAGGGGACAGGCCCCUUCUGAUUAUAGUAGUUCCUGCCAUCCUGCCAGAAAAGUUAAGAACAUUGGUAGCGCCACCUCUUUUCAGAGGGUCUUCACAAUCAGCAGUGCCCCUCUGGGUCUGGAGUUCAGCAAGGCGUCUACCUCUAAAAGCAGCAAGUUGCAGCUGGAUUCACCCAGGACUGUGAGAAUUGAUGAAGAGGAUGUAGAAGUUUUUGAUUCCUUUGAAGGCACCCGAGUUUUCCUACAGCUAAGACCAGAGUACCAGCUUCACAGCUAUUACAGAUCUGAGACUUGUCAGCCCCUGUCUGUUUCAGAAGGUGAACUAAUUUUGCACAAAGUCAUAGUUUAUCAAAGUAACCUUCAGCCUAAAAUCAUUGCUGAUUAUUUCUGUAAACUGAGCUCUUUGCCUGCAGAACAGCAUCCUGUUUUGUUGUCCAGUACCAGCUUUGCUCUGCUCUGCCAACUGAGUGUGAAAAAUAUACAAGUCUUUGAUAUCCCAGAUAUAAUCAGUAUUUUGAAAGCCUUUGUCAGUUUAGGAAUUCCUCACUCCCAUUCAUUGCUAGAUGUGUACGAAACCAAGUUUUGCCAUCAGGUGUGGGAGAUGAGUCUGGAUCAGCUUCUCUUGGUGGCUGAUCUCUGGCGAUGCUUAGGUCGCAGGGUACCUCGGUUUCUAAAAAUUUUUUUUAGUUACCUUAAUUUGCACUGGAAAGAUCUAUCCUUGUCCCAGCUGAUUCACUUAAUUUAUAUUAUAGGUGAAAGUCGUCAGGUACCUCAGGACCUAAUGCAAAAACUAGAAUCAUUGAUCCUUAAGUAUAUAGAUUCAAUCAACUUAGAGGAGGUUGGUACAAUCUGUUUGGGGUUCUUUAAGUCAAGUAGUAGUCUCUCUGAAUUUGUAAUGCGGAAACUUGGAGACUUGGCUUGUGCUGACAUGCAGCAUCUGAGUAGUCAUGCCUUAGUGCAUAUUCUUAAAAUGUUCCGAUUCACUCAUGUGGAUCACGUAAAUUUUAUGAAACACUUUGGAGAGAUUGCUCCUCAGCGAAUUCCUUCCCUGGGGGUUCAGGGUGUCAUGCACCUGACUCUUGCCUGCUCAGCUUUACACAUUCUGGAUGAACGAGUAAUGAAUGCAGUGGCUGCUUCUUUGCCUCCUAGGGUAGUGCACUGUCGCAGUAAAGAUGUUGCCAAAAUUCUGUGGUCAUUUGGAACUCUGAAUUAUAAGCCACCCAAUACAGAAGAAUUUUACUCCAGCCUAAUAAAUGAAAUUCACAGAAAGAUGCCUGAAUUCAACCAAUACCCAGAACACCUGCUCACCUGCCUCCUGGGCCUGGCAUUUUCUGAGUACUUUCCAAUAGAGCUUAUUGAUUUUGCUUUGAGUCCAGGGUUUGUCAAGCUAGCUCAGGAGAGAAGUAAGUUUGAACUUACUAAGGAACUGUACACUCUUGAUGGUACAGUUGGUGUUGAGUGUCCAGAUUAUACAGGUAGUCGUCUUAGUUCUUACCUUCAGCAAGAGGCUUCUGCAAAGCUUUGGAAUUUAGCAAGGAAGGAUAUGAACUCAAAGCCUGAAUUCCUAGAAGCUCUCUUUUUACUUGAGAACAUGUUGGGUGGCCCCCAGUACAUCAAGCACCAUAUGAUUUUACCUCAUACCCGGUCUUCUGAUUUAGAGGUCCAGCUUGACGUUAACAUGAAGCCAUUACCGUUUAAUAGAGAAGCCAUACCAACUGAAGAUGUAGCCAAAUUAAAGCUCAAGCACAUAGGAGUCAGCCUUACAGAUGAUUUGAUGAAUCAGUUGCUGAAGGGGAAAGCAAGAGGGCAUUUCCAGAGGAAAAUUGAGUCAGAGACUUUGCAGCAGCCCAUGAAGUCAGAGAAAGAGUCCUUGGGGGACUCCCUUUGCAAUGUGACAGGUAGAUUGGAAACUGUGGAGAUGGCUGGCCUGUGUCCUUCAGCCAACGUUCAGGCCCCACCAGUGAAACUGGCUCUUCAGUUGACCAACAAGAACCAAUAUUGCUAUGGUUCCAGGAAUCUGCUUGGACUGCACAAUAUGAAGAGGCGGCAGCUGGUUCAGCUUGGGUACCAUGUGGUAGAAUUAUCCUACUGGGAAUGGCUCCCGCUACUGAAACGAACUCGCUUAGAGAAGCUGGCUUUCCUCCAUGAGAAAGUAUUCUCUUCUGUUCUCUAAAGGACUUUCAUGGGUAUUUCUACUCCAAACUGUAGGUAUACAGGUUGAGCAUCCCUAAUUUGAAAAUCCAAAAUGCUCUAAAAUCUGAAACUUUGAGUACUACCAUGACGUUCGCAGAGUUUUGGAUUUCAGACUUUUGGAUUAAGGAUAUUCAAAUGGUAGUAUAUGCAAAUAUUCCUUAAUCUGAAACAACUCAGUGCCUUUCUGGUCCCAAGCCUUUUUUUCUUUUCUUUUUUUUUUUUUGGUACUAGGAACUGAACCAGAGGCGCUUAACCACUAAGCCACAUCCCCAGCCCUCUUUUACUUUUAUUUUUUUAUUUUUAUUUUGAG
Messenger RNA from Sciurus carolinensis (gray squirrel), 3050 nucleotides. RefSeq names its product FAST kinase domains 5 (gene Fastkd5). Bases 294 to 2720 code for a protein of 808 amino acids. The transcript has 3 exons. Gene Ontology annotation, molecular function: RNA binding. Gene Ontology annotation, biological process: mitochondrial RNA processing; regulation of mitochondrial mRNA stability. Gene Ontology annotation, cellular component: mitochondrial matrix; ribonucleoprotein granule. Lineage: Eukaryota; Metazoa; Chordata; Mammalia; Rodentia; Sciuridae. The record is from RefSeq and is a predicted model, not a curated record.